CCCGCUGUGCGUGACAACCAGACACGUCUCUGUUUGGUCAAUACAAACUUUAUUUUUCUUCUCUGUAAUAGCUCAGCUAUAAUUUACACUGUCCCCGUUUCUCUGUUUACACGUCUCAGCUGAUUUGUUCUACAGGUGCUGCAGGCGACUUGCACUCGAAAUGAAGUUCAUGCAGUUUACAACUUGCACUAAACAUUAUUCAGCUUCUGUCAGUGGACAACAGUGAAGGAUUUUUCUUUUUUGAACAUCUUGUGUGAUCUGAAGAGGAAACACCUGUUGCACCUGCCUGCCUGCCUGUUGACAGAAAACUGCUUCCAGCACUGAGCUUCUUGUCUGAACUUAUCAACUAUUACUGCGAUUAUACUAUUGAAAGCUUAAUAUGACAUUUUGACAACCAAAAAGGAAGUUCAUUCUGACCAACUUUGGGUUUCUGGACUGAAGAUGGAGCUGGGCGGUAAAGUAGCGAAGUGUCUGGCUCUGCUGUUUCUUGUUGCAGUAUGUGUGCAUGGUGACUUUGUCGAGCCCCCUGAGCCUGAAACCUCCCUGCGCUCCAUGGCAGAGAGUCAGACCAGGCUUCCCUGUCACUACCAGGUGGAGGAGGGGGAGAAGGUGGUGCAGGUCACCUGGUACAAGGAGCUGACUGAUGGCAUCAAGGAGCAGAUUAUCACCGCCCACUUCACGGACGGCCACACAGAGUUUGGGCGUUACUCCGGUCGAGUGAGGUUUGAGAGCAGCAGCCCCACCGAGAACUCGGCUCUGCUCAUCCCCAGCACAGAGGAGUCGGACGAGGGUAGCUACACCUGCCACAUCUCCACCUUCCCCAAUGGAAACUUUGAGAGGCACAUCACGCUCACCGUGUGGAUUUUACCCAUCUCCUCUCUGGAACAUGUGGAUCUGGUUGAGGGCCAGUCGUUCGGCCUGGCUGCCACCUGUCGCGCCGUGGGCCGCCCAUCUCCCCGUCUCUCCUGGGACACCGACCUGCCAGGUCAGUCCCAGAACCGCACCAACCAGGGCGGGUCUGUGUCCAGCUACUACCACCUCCACCCCCUGCGCAGCAUGAAUGGGAAGCGACUGGACUGUUUGGUGUGGCAUCCCGGCCUGAAGCAGCCACGUCGGAUCUCAAACCGCCUGGUGGUUCAAUAUCCCCCAGAUGCGACCAUCUCCGCCGCUACAGGAGACUGGUUUGUUGGUUUGGAAAAAGCCGAGCUGGUCUGCAACAGCGGAGGAUACCCCAAACCUCAGAACCUCACCUGGAAAUGGAAAGGGGGCGCUCUGCCGGAUGGGGUGUCUGUGGUUGGAGGAAAUCUCAUUUUCGGGCGGGCUCUCCGCUCGAAUGACAGCGGGGUCUAUGAGUGUGUGGUCAAGAACAACGUAGGAGUAGGGAGGACAGAGUAUAUGUUGGACGUAACAGAAGGAGGAAAUAAGAAGAUGGAUACUUGGGCUCAUGAGACAAAGACUGCUAAACAUAACGACAAGUCCACCAUUGACAACCUGUUACUGAUCAUUAUUGGUGCUUCGGCAGUAGCUUUAGUCAUGAUCUUGGUCAUCAUCGUCCUGCUGGUCAACCGCCAUCAUCGAAAAAGAAACAAAAAACUCGAGAUGGAGCUCAGUGAAAAAAAAGAGGAAAUUAACAGUUUCUCCAGACAAGCCUCCUUCAGGAGACUGAACUCUGUCAGCACAGACCCCAGAGCGCAGUCUGAGGAUUACACCCUGCUCAGAGUAGACAGCCGGAUGAAAAACAGCCAAACGUCUCUGGAGCAACCCAUCUACAAAGGCAGCCAGUCCACUCUGGGUGGGAAGUGGGGGCCUCCAGGUGGGGUCGAUGUGGACGAACUGGGACGGCCUGUCGUCUGGCACGACGGCAGAGAGAGCAUGAGAGGAACAGAGAUGGACGGAGAGAAGGAGGAGCGCAGGAGGAGGGUGGAGUCGUACCUGAAGAGCAGCAACAUGUCGCUGGACUCAGGUCUUCCUUCAUCCCUGGUUCCCCUGAAGGUCCAGCAGGACGACGGCGUCGGACCCAGAGAGCCAGACCUGGGCCACCUCAGACAGGGAGACUCCCCACGUGAAGAGAACUGGAGUCCCACCCAGUCGGUACCGGAGGGACAUGAGGAUGACGACGUCGACAGCAGCUCCUACCAGAUCUCAGAGGCGCUCAACAAUCAUUUCUACUACAGCAACGGCGUCCUCAGGCCCAGGCCACACUCCAACGCUAUUCUGCUGCACCCCAGAGCCCAGAUCAUCUAGACCGCAGACAGGACAGUCUGCAUUCCUGAACUGAAAACCUUAUUCUUUGUGAUCCCUUAUUUGUUUUUUAUAUAUUGCCUACAGGAUAAUUAGCAGAAAGGACUAUCCAAAUGUUGAGAAUGUGAAUAUUUUAUGCCUCUUGGUUUUUAAAAAAAUACAUAUAAAAAUAAAAAAAUUGGGGGCGUUUUAUGCCUUUAUUAGAUAGUUGACAGUGGAGGAAUGACUGGAGAGAUAGAAAUAAGGGGAAGAAAGGGAUGGGGAACGACAUGCAACACACAUUUGGGAAGUUUUUGAUCCUACUUAUUUUGAAGAUCCGCUCUUGGAGAAUGAAGUGACUGGCGAGUUUUGCCUUUCACUUGCUAACAUUUGUAAUUUAAAUGAAAAACUCUCCUUGUACGUAUAAGGAAUCAAAGUUCCUGUUACACAAUGUUUACUGUUUUAUCUGAAGCGCUGAAAUGUCACAUCCUCUAAGCAAGAGUUCCAAUGAAUCCUGACUGUCAACUUAAGGUUGUUUACAUCAAAAACAUAAAAAGAGGACGAUAUGGACGAAGACACAGUUUCUGAGCUCUGAGGUCAGCGGUGGGUUAAGAUUAAACUGUACUCGAAGCCUUGAUAUUUGCAGCUUCAAUGGACCUGUGCAUGAACAGUUGGUGUGUAUUUGUGUAUGUAUGUAUUAUAUGUAUAUGGGGGAGAUAUCAGAUAGAUAAGAGCCAAUGUAUUUUUAUGAUCGUGUCAUUAACAGCUACCUGCAACUACAACAAAAAAUUUGUUACUCACUAAAUGCUGUUACUGUGAGGACCUGAACACACACACAUGGACAAAUAUUUUAAACAGGUGGAUGUGACCAGACUUAUGUCUGUCUACGCUAACAGUGCCAACAAAGCAAUGAAGAGACUGGAUGCAGAAGAUGAACUGUAAAUACCUUCUGUGUUAACGCACUGUCAGCUGAUGACAAGUACUAUGUAAAUUGUUUUAUAUUCAUUCAGUGUUUUUUUUUUUUUUUUGUAAUGAAACUG
Molecule: messenger RNA, 3260 nt
Organism: Thunnus maccoyii (southern bluefin tuna)
Lineage: Eukaryota; Metazoa; Chordata; Actinopteri; Scombriformes; Scombridae
Gene: nectin4b
Product: nectin cell adhesion molecule 4b
Exons: 12
Coding region: 442-2244 (600 amino acids)
Biological process (GO): homophilic cell-cell adhesion; heterophilic cell-cell adhesion
Cellular component (GO): adherens junction
Source: RefSeq, a predicted model, not a curated record